Molecule: messenger RNA, 1685 nt
Organism: Didymella exigua CBS 183.55
Lineage: Eukaryota; Fungi; Ascomycota; Dothideomycetes; Pleosporales; Didymellaceae
Exons: 1
Coding region: 247-1233 (328 amino acids)
Source: RefSeq, a predicted model, not a curated record
CAUUUGUCAGAUGGUGUUUCGCGGAGACACACUUGGAGUCACAGGCCAGGAACAUCUUUCAUGCCGCACAUUAUUUAGCGAGGCGCUUCAAUUACAGGCCGAAAAGUCAGGAAGGAACACAUUCUCUUUUGUCAACUUUCGCGCAUAUGCAGCUUCGACGCGCUGCAGAGCAGUUGCCACUUCACUCCGCUUCUAGCAUCUCAUUAACGUAGGGUCACAGCGAAGGUAGACUAGGCUUUGGACGACAUGUUGCACAGAAUUGCACUCUCACAUGAAGCAAUAACACAAGAUACAAACAACUGCUCUUCUCCAUCCGUCGUGCUCAUCUGUUCCUUCAUGUCAUGUGCUCAACGCGUAAGCAGCUCACAUGCGCACUUGAGGCCUCCAUGUCUGUUGAACACCCGGUUCCUUUCACUUUAUCACCAUGCAGUGUCUGACAGUCUUUGCAGAACGCCGGUCAGCGCCAGAGCGGGCUAUGCCUCAGCUUUCGCGUCAAUAGCGCCCCCACGAACAAGCACAGUCCUUUCCCCGCAACACAGAGUGCGACCUGAGCACCAAGCUUUGCAGCCACUGUCAAGCUUCCCCAUUACAUGUCUGGGCUCUGGCGAUGCUCGAAUCGAUGCAGGCACCGGUGUGGCCUUGUACCGCCGACAGCAUGAAGCUCCAUCCCGGACCCCGCAUUGGCACACUCGCUUGCCCCGGCCGUUUUGCUCAACGUGGCCAACGGGACGCACCACUUUUGCAACCUCAUCAGCCAUUACGGCCCGAGUCGCAAAAAGAUUGCACGAGACUGAUAAGGACAUCGCCACAGCCUCAUAUUAUUGGCGGAGAUAUACCUCACGAUACAUGAAUCAUGCACCGAUCGGUUCGAGUCUGGCGGCGAAGCUCAAGGCUAACCUGGGUGGCUCACAGAGGACGAGGGGUGAGGUGAGGCUGAGUACGGACUGCGGACUGCGGUGGGUAGGCAAUCCCACCUCUUGCGCGACGUUCCCUGCUACCUUUUCUUCCUGCUGUUCCCUUUACGAUUUCCCCACACGCUCUUAUCCUUGCAAGAAGUUAUCGUCGGAGGGGCACCUCGUGCCUAAUCGCACAGUCGCUCAAUCUUCCUUCGGGACCUACCCGCGGAGGUCAUUCUGUUGCGAAUUCGGAGCCAACAGCCAGCCUAGUCUACAAAGACUUGCCGAGUUGUGGUCGUUUCGUGCGGCAUUUGACAAGUCUCUGUUCUCAACGUGAGGAGCGGAGUUUAAAAGCACAGCACCAACUUACACAAGCUCGUAGUACUCCAGUACCUAGGUGCUGGUUGUCAAUCGACGUGGGUGCGCCAGACAGGCGGUAUCUGUAGACGGCCUACAAGAUGUCACGCGUCGAGGUACGUUAUCUCCUUGCUACUUGUCUAUGGCUAGUCCAUUAUACCUGUGCAGACAUACAGAAGACCAAAUGUAACAGAACGCACAGGUCGUUGCUGCGGUCAGCGCUGUAGUCUCUGCGUUCCACGCCGGCUCUGAGCUGCUCAAACACAUCAAAGCAAAGCGACGGAAAUCACGUGCCCAGGCGCAACAAGACUUCGAGGAGAAGCAGCUGCAGGAUUCUCUUGCGUCUGGUGAACAGCAAGUUGGCUAUCGCUAUACGCAAGAUGUUCGGGAGAUGGGCGAUGUGGUGCGAGUUGGUGACAGUAAGUCAAGCUA